This is a messenger RNA of Durusdinium trenchii, 3543 nucleotides long. Lineage: Eukaryota; Dinophyceae; Suessiales; Symbiodiniaceae. The record is from the annotation of a GenBank genome assembly.
AUGUUUGUGUGGCCGCGAAUUCGAAUCGAUUGUUUGACAGACAUGUUGCCCCAACUUGUUGUUUUUCGCUCAAGCUUGCUACCCCGCGGUUGGAUGGACCGCGCACUGACGCCCUUCGUGGUGGGGGCUUCGGUGAGCACCUGGGCCUGGUGGAGAGGCUUUUUCGGAAGCCAGCUGGGAGAGACUCUUGCCCAGGCUGUGGUUUCUAGAGGAGCUGGGCUGGUGUUUCCUUCUUUGUCCACCGGGUCUGGUGAUCCUUUUGGGGCUUUGGUUCAGUUGAGUGGUGUUAUAGUGCUACUGCACCUUUGGCCUGAGCUCAACCAAUUGGGUCGCAUCGUACUGCGCUCGCUGAUCGCAUUGGGUUGGGGAUUGCUUGCACUGGUCGAGCUUGUUUCGCUGGCUAUCCAGUGGCUUGUGCGUCAGUGUUUUUGGUUGCUGGGCAAGGCCAGUGAACUUCAAGAACAGGAAGCUUUCUUUACCUUGAGUGGUAUGGCCUUGGCUGCUGGUCCACCUGUUCCCAUAGGUUCCUUCGUGCUGAUUAGCCGGCCGCCGGAAUGGGACGAGGUGAUGAUUGGGGCAUUUACGGACACUCACAGUCAUGCCAUUUGCAAGACUACCAAUGCGGACGGAGACGCAUGGAUCUGGGUUUUGAUCAGGGUGGAUGGAUUGAAUAUGAGGCUCCCUACUUUGGUGGCCCAUGGGGAGCGACGUGCGCCGGGGGGCAUAGUGGAUGGGGAUGUGAACUGGAUUUGUACACCCCCAGCUGGCAAUACUCAAUGGCGCCCUGGGGCAGCAGAGAUUCCCAAUAUUGCAGCGGAAGCCAACCUGAUUUUAGCUCAGUACAAUGCUUCGGGGAGUGGCUGGACCCAGAACAUUCCUGGAACGUCAGGAAGCUCACGGAGUUCGUCGGACGACAAGAAGAGCAAGCCGCUGCGCUGGAGAGAGCAUGGGAAGGACAAGUCGGUGUCGUAUGCAGAUCUGACCCAUGUCGAUGCCCUCAAGCUCAAGCGCAAAGGCGAUUUGUUGGCGUUUGCCAGCAAGCAUCCAGGGGCCUUGACUGCUCAUUUUCUGGCAGGUGUCUACAGUCGCCUCAGCAAGGGUUCAUUGACCAGGACAGGGCAACUUCGGGAUGUGAGUGUGACUUCAUGGGCCCACCAAUUCUCGGGCCUGACAGAAGUCCGAGACCUCAAGGAGGUUGUCACCCUGGCCGAGAUCCUGGACUCAGUGAAUCGCAAGGAGAUCUCUCGAGCCUUGGAUAUCAUUUGCCAGCGAAUCAUCGCCAUCCAAUCGGCGAAGCAGAAGGGAGGCUCUUGGGAAAAAGCGGAGGCCUGGUUCAGACGGGGUGGACGAUUGGGUUCUCAGAUGCCUUUUGAUGUUUACUACCUCCAGAUGGCGGGGGCAUUGAGUGAUGCCCUCAAGGGUGGUUGUGAUCCGCUUGGUUUCUGUGAUCUUUUUCGUAGCAUGCUGUGGAACAAGGGCCGUAGCAAGUGCAUGAAUGAAUUCAACAAGCUGCAGCCAUCAGAUGGUCGGGUGAAAGGUUUCUCUCCCUCCAAUGUUUUUCCUUUGCCGCCGUUGCCAGCUGGGUACACUUUGAAGGGUUCAGUUGGUGGUGACCGAGGGGAGGCCAUUCGGAGUGGUGGUGACUUAGUUCUUCUGGCCUUGAACUGGCUGCAUGGGGGCCGUGGCGAUCUUAUUCCGAACAUUGUCACGGCUGCUCACCAACGUGUUUUUUCCAGGGUGGAGGAGACAUUGAAGGCUCUGGUGAUGACAGAUGAGCCUACGAUGGGGCCGCAGGGGCUCGAUCAUUUCAUGAGACAGUCACAGCUCUACACCGGUUCAGGUGUGGUGCUUGCCCUGGGUGUGAAGGGUGGGGUGCCAGACAAGGCAGCUGAUGUGGAUUUGGCUGGUCACCUUGAGGAGCACUUCCCUUGGAUGGCUAAGCAGGUGCUCAAUCCUUCGUGCCUGCUUCUGCCGCCAAAGCAAAGGCCCAAGCGUGUCAAGAGAGGAUUCACUUGGACUGCGCCCUCAUACCCGGAGCUGGUUAAGAAGAACGUCAAGGGGGGAAAGAGGCUAAUGUAUCCCGCUGCUCAAUCAGCUCCCAUGGGCUUCGGUCCUUCAGCUGGUUGGGCCCAGGGGCUCACUGACGUUGUUGCCAAAGAUGCUGACUUACCUGAGCACUGCCGUUUGCAUCCAGACAUGAUCAUUCCUGCGGAACUACCUAUCUGGGGGUCGAUCAUAGAUGACAUUUGGGGCAUGGACCAUCUACAUGACCAAUCUGCCACAGGCAUGGGCCCGGAGUGGCUUAGCCGAGCAGAGGAUGCAUGGUGCCUCAGGGGAGUUGAGCCAAACAGUAAGAAGACGGUGAACUUGGGCUUAGGUCAAGAGGUGCAGGGCUACUAUGUUCAUCCCACUGAUCAUUGGGUGGGGCUGGCCAUGGAGAAGCGUCGAGCAUUGUAUCAGGCUUCCAUGACAGCGCUCAUGCGACCAAAGAUUGUGGUCGAUUUUUCAAGCAGUUUAUCCUUGGUUGACGGCUAUUCGAUGCGAGAGGCGAGCAUGGGUGAGUUGGCCAGCGGAAGUGGUCAUGAGGUAUGGUAUCCAUGGCUACCUAGCAAAGACAAUCCUGCAGACGAACCAUCUCGGCGCUUCGAGCCAGUGGGGCCGGAGCCCACCGCGUGCAAGGAGGAUGCUUUCUUACUGGGGUCCUUGCGAGAUGCGACUCUGAAAAAGUACGCAUUGGCACUCGAGCGCCUCAACAAUGAACUGCGGCGCCAUGACAGGCAUUGGGCUAACAUGUCAGAAGAGGAGCAGGACCUUUUUCUAGCUGAGUGGCUGGUUGAUGGGUGCGAAUCCGGGGCAUCAAAGACUGAGUAUGGCUGGGCCCUUUCAGCUGUCCAAAAGCUUUUCCCACGGAUGCGCGUGCGAACUGCGUGGAAAGUGUUUGAUGCCUGGUCACAAUUUGCCCCAGUCCGGCAGGCGCCGGCGGCACCUCCUGAGUUUCUUCAUGCACUUGUGAGCAUUGCAAUGUUGCUGAAUCGUUUACCGCUUGCAGCUUUAAUUGUGGUGUGUUAUGCUGGGCUACUACGGGUACGUGAGGCUUUGCAACUCACGUAUGCUGAUCUAAUUUUGGGGGUUGAUGAGAUAGUUCUGUGCCUCGGGCAUACCAAGAGGGGCACUGAGCAGAAGGUCCUGCUUCGCAACUCUACAGUGGUCCAAUUCCUGUUGCAGUACAUCUCUUAUAGUCGGAAGCAUGAUUCAGACCUGGUCUUCAACAUAGGCUACUCUACGGCUCUCAGGUGGGUUAAACGUCUUUCAUGGCUCCUGGGAGGAGACGAGUGUGUGGUUACCACACACACUUUUCGCCGGUCCGGAGCUUCUGAACUGGCACGCCAAGGCACUCCCAUGGCUGACAUCCUAGUCUAUGGCAGGUGGCAAUCUGAUCGUGCGGCUCGUGAGUAUGUCAGGCAAGGGGAAGUCGCAAUUCAUAGAGCCAGACAGGCCAUGAAUGCUGAUCUGAGGCGGCGUGUUCGCAACUGGGCUUCACUG